This is a messenger RNA of Australozyma saopauloensis, 1989 nucleotides long. It is a transcript of the gene SAC6, whose product is annotated as fimbrin. Gene Ontology annotation, cellular component: actin filament; actin filament bundle; cytoplasm. Gene Ontology annotation, biological process: actin filament network formation; actin filament bundle assembly. Lineage: Eukaryota; Fungi; Ascomycota; Pichiomycetes; Serinales; Metschnikowiaceae. The transcript has a single exon. The coding region runs from base 1 to 1989 and encodes 662 amino acids. The record is from RefSeq and is a predicted model, not a curated record. Gene Ontology annotation, molecular function: actin filament binding; calcium ion binding.
AUGAACGUGCUCAAAUUACAAAAAAAGUAUCCUGACUUAUCGCAGGCGGAUAUCUUCUCCAUCAUUGAGGAUUUCCGCGCCAUUGACUUGGACGACAAAGGUUAUGUGGAAAAGAAGGAAGCCAUCAAUGCUGUUUCCAAAUCCGGCAGACAUAGCUACGACGAGACCCGUGAGGCCUUGAAAAGCGUCGACCUCGAUGCUUCCGGCCAUGUGGAAUUGGACGAUUACGUUCAAUUGAUGUCUAUUUUGAAAGCAGAGCCAGCUCCUUCUGGACCUUCGUCUUCGAAAUUCCUUUCACCUACAAACGACAGCAAGAGCCCCUCUGCGGGCGGGUCCGUGGCAAACGCGCCCUUGAGUCCUGGCCGGCGGAACUUUGCUGCAGCUGCAGCCCCAAUUGCCACCGCAAACACUGCCAACAAAACCUUCAUUGGUGGAAAGACAUCGGGCACCACCCACACCAUCAAUGAUGAAGAGAGAACCGAGUUCACUCGCCAUAUCAACUCCGUUCUUGCCGGCGAUAACCUCAUUGGUGAUCGCUUACCCUUCGACACCGAAUCGUUCCAGAUCUUCGAUGAGUGUAGAGAUGGUUUAGUGUUGUCUCAAUUGAUCAAUGACUCUGUCCCAGAUACAAUUGAUACGCGUGUGCUUAACUUGCCUUCUGCCAAGAAGAAGGUGCUUAACAACUUCCAAAUGUCUGAAAACGCCAACAUUGUCAUCAACUCCGCCAAAGCCAUUGGCUGUGUUGUGGUCAAUGUUCACUCAGAAGACAUCAUCGACGGUAAAGAGCAUUUGAUUCUCGGCUUGAUCUGGCAAAUCAUCCGCCGUGGUCUUUUAUCGAAAGUCGACAUCAAACACCAUCCCGAAUUAUACCGCUUGCUCGAGGACGACGAGACUUUGGAGCAAUUUUUGAGAUUACCCCCAGAGCAGAUCUUGUUGAGAUGGUUCAACUACCAUUUGAAGAACGCAGGCUCGCAAAGAAGAGUUGCCAACUUUUCCAAGGACGUAUGUGAUGGUGAAAACUAUACAGUCUUGUUGAAUCAGUUACAGCCAGAGUACUGUGACUUGAGCCCGCUUCAGACCUCCGAUUUGUUGCAACGUGCUGAGCAGGUUUUGGCAAACGCUGACAAGAUCGGUGUCAGAAAGUAUUUGACUCCAAAUUCCUUGGUUGCUGGAAACCCUAAGUUGAACCUUGCGUUUGUUGCCCACUUGUUCAACACCUACCCAGGAUUAGACCCAAUCGAGGAGCACGAGGCUCCAGAAAUCGAGGAGUUUGAUGCUGAGGGUGAGAGGGAGGCUAGAGUGUUCACCUUAUGGUUAAACUCUUUGGAUGUCGACCCGCCAAUUGUCUCUUUGUUUGAAGACCUCAAAGAUGGUUUGGUUCUCUUACAGGCUUUUGACAAGGUUCUCCCAGGCAGUGUUUCUUUCAAACACAUCAACAAAAAACCCGCCAAUGGCGAGUUGUCUCGCUUCAAGGCAUUGGAGAACACCAACUAUGGAGUUGAAAUAGGAAAAGCCAACCACUUCUCGCUUGUUGGUAUUGACGGUUCUGACAUUGUCGAUGGAAACAAACUUUUGACAUUGGGUCUUGUCUGGCAAUUGAUGAGACGUAACAUUGUCCAAACCUUGAGUAGCUUGGGUGGUGGAAAGACACUCUCUGAUUCAGACAUCUUGAAGUGGGCCAACGGCCAGGCUUCCAAACUGGGUAAAUCUGGCUCGAUUAGAUCAUUUGGAGACAAGUCGUUGACCAAUGGUGUCUUUUUGCUUGAUAUCUUAAAUGGUAUGAAGCCAGGCUAUGUUGACUACGACUUGGUUUAUCAAGGCGCCAACAUCACAGACGAAGAAAAGUAUGCCAAUGCCCGUUUGGCUAUUUCCAUUGCCCGUAAGCUUGGUGCAUUGAUCUGGCUAGUGCCUGAGGACAUUAACGAAGUAAGAAGCAGAUUGAUCUUGUCGUUUGUGGGAAGUUUAAUGGCUGUCAGCAACCUUGAAUAA